AUGGAUGAAAAUUUUGAGGAGAAGAACAAGCUUCCUGAACUCAAACUCGAUGCUAAACAAGCUCAAGGCUUUCUCUCAUUCUUCAAAACCCUUCCCAGUGACCCUAGGGCUAUUCGCUUCUUUGAUCGCCGGGACUAUUACACCGCUCAUGGUGAGAAUGCAACUUUCAUUGCAAAGACAUAUUACCACACUACAACAGCUUUACGCCAGCUAGGAAGUGGUUCCGAUGCCAUUUCUACUGUUAGUGUGAAUAAAAACAUGUUUGAAACAGUGGCCCGUGACCUUCUUCUUGAGAGAACUGAUCAUACUCUCGAAUUGUAUGAGGGUAGCGGAUCAAAUUGGAAACUAGUGAAAAGUGGAACCCCAGGAAAUCUGGGUAGUUUUGAAGAUAUUCUGUUUGCAAACAAUGAAAUGCAGGAUUCUCCAGUGGUUGUUGCUCUAUUUCCAAACUUCCGUGAUAAUGGAUGCACUUUGGGAUUAGGCUACGUGAAUCUUACCACACGAGUGCUUGGAUUGACAGAGUUUCUUGAUGAUAGUCACUUCACAAAUGUGGAGUCAGCUCUUGUUGCUCUUGGCUGCAAAGAAUGUCUUUUGCCUUCUGAGAGCGCCAAAUCUAGUGAAUAUAGAUCCCUGAAUGAUGCAAUGACAAGGUGUGGUGUGAUGGUAACUGAAAGAAAGAAAAAUGAGUUUAAAGGAAGAGACUUGGUACAGGAUCUCAGUAGGCUCGUUAAAGGUUCUAUAGAAUUGGUAAGAGAUCUAGUCGCUGGGUUUGAAUUUGCACCUGGAGCUCUUGGUUGUAUAAUAUCUUAUGUAGAGUUACUUUCAGAUGAGAGCAAUUACGGAAACUAUACUAUCCGACAAUACAAUCUUGACAGUUACAUGAGAUUAGAUUCUGCUGCCAUGAAGGCACUAAAUGUCAUGGAGAGCAAAUCCGAUGCUAAUAAAAACUUUAGCUUGUUUGGCCUCAUGAAUAGGACCUGUACUGCUGGAAUGGGUAAACGCUUACUGCACAUGUGGCUGAAACAACCUUUAUUAGAUGUAGACGAAAUCAACAGUAGGCUGGACUUAGUGCAAGCCUUUGUGGAGGAUACUGCCCUUCGGCAAGAUUUAAGGCAACAUUUGAAAAGAAUUUCAGAUAUUGAGAGACUGAUACGCUGUCUCCAGAAGAAACGAGCAAGUUUGUUUCAUAUUGUUAAGCUUUAUCAGUCCAGCAUCAGACUCCCGUACAUCAGAAGUGCAUUAGAGCGGUAUGACGGCCAAUUUGCUUCACUGAUCAAGGAAAGAUAUUUGGAUCCUCUAAAGUGUUGGACUGAUGAUGGACAUCUGAAUAAAUUCAUUGGUCUAGUGGAAGCUUCUGUUGACCUCGAUCAACUUGAGAGUGGAGAAUACAUAAUAUCAUCUGCGUAUGAUUCAAAUUUAUCUGCUUUGAAGAAUGAGCAAGAGACACUAGAGAGACAGAUACAUAAUUUGCAUAAACUAGCAGCUGCUGAUCUCGAUCUGGUUCUUGAUAAAGCUCUAAAAUUAGAAAAAGGAACCCAAUAUGGUCAUGUCUUCAGAAUUACGAAGAAGGAAGAGACAAAAGUGAGGAAGAAGCUGAAUACCCAUUUUAUUAUUCUUGAGACUCGUAAAGACGGGGUAAAAUUUACAAAUACAAAGCUCAAAAAACUUGGGGAUGAGUACCAAAGAGUACUUCGAGACUACAUGAACUGUCAGAAAGAACUGGUUGCAAGGGUAGUCCAAACUGCUGCCAGUUUUUCUGAGGUGUUUGAAGAAGUAGCUGGUUCACUUUCUGAAUUGGAUGUCUUACUGAGUUUUGCGGAUUUAGCUGCCUGCAGUCCCAGUCUGUACACAAGACCAAGCAUCACUCCAUCAGACGUGGGAGAUAUAAUAUUACAUGGGAGUCGGCAUCCUUGUGUUGAAGCUCAGGAUUGGGUGAAUUUUAUCCCGAAUGACUGUAAACUAGUUAGGGAAAAAAGUUGGUUCCAAAUCAUUACAGGGCCUAAUAUGGGUGGAAAAUCCACUUACAUACGGCAGGUAGGAGUGAACAUUCUGAUGGCACAAGUUGGUUCCUUUGUCCCUUGUGACAAAGCUUGUAUAUCUGUUCGUGAUUGCAUUUUUGCUCGUGUGGGUGCUGGUGACUGUCAGCUACGUGGAGUUUCUACUUUCAUGCAAGAAAUGCUUGAGACAGCAUCAAUCUUGAAAGGAGCAACUGAGAAGUCUUUGAUAAUAAUAGAUGAAUUGGGUCGUGGCACAUCGACAUAUGAUGGAUUUGGCCUAGCUUGGGCCAUUUGUGAGUAUAUUGUUGAAGUGAUUAAAGCGCCUACAUUGUUUGCAACUCACUUUCAUGAGCUGACUGCAUUAGCUCAUGAAAAUGGCGGUUGUGAACAUUCUUCAAAGAAGAUUAUAGGUGUAGCAAAUUAUCAUGUCAGUGCACACAUCGACUCAUCAAGUCGCAAGCUCACCAUGCUUUACAAGGUUGAACCUGGGGCCUGUGAUCAAAGUUUUGGGAUACAUGUUGCGGAAUUUGCCAACUUUCCUGAAAGUGUUGUUGCGCUUGCUAGACAAAAGGCCUCUGAACUGGAAGAUUUCUCGCCCAUGGUAAUUGUUUCCAAUGACGCCAAAGAGAUUGUUGCUAAGCGGAAGAGAGAGUUCGAUCCUGAUGAUAUAUCUAGAGGUGCUUCACGAGCUCACAAGUUCUUAAAGGACUUCACUGAGUUGCCACUAGACAAGAUGGACUUGGAACAGGCAUUGCAACAUGUGAGCAAAUUAAGGACAGAAUUGGAGAAAGAUACAACAAACAGUUGCUGGCUCCAGCAGUUCUUUCAAUAA
This is a messenger RNA of Fraxinus pennsylvanica, 2829 nucleotides long. The record is from the annotation of a GenBank genome assembly. NCBI's taxonomy places the organism in Eukaryota, Viridiplantae, Streptophyta, Magnoliopsida, Lamiales, Oleaceae.